AUGGAGCCGGCGGGGCGCUGCGCUGCCCAGGGAGGGGAGGGCGCUCCGGCGGGGUUUGGUGGGGGGCAGACCCUGAAGCCCUAUGACAGUUUCAUCCGCACCCACCUGCGCUUCUAUGGCUACUUCCGAGGCCAGAAGACAGGCAGGGAAGAGACUGCCAUGUCCCCGGGGGACCCCUCCGGGCAGCAUCCCAAGGCAUCCACCCGGGGCAGUACCGACCCUGGCUGGCAACGAGGUCCUGGGCAUGAGCCAAACCCCCCCGGGGCACCGGAGCAGACGCCCCACCGGAGCAGGCCRGCUCCCUCAGGGCAGCCCUGGAGGUCUCCAGGAGAACCACGGGCUCUCUUCUCCCUCCCCGCUCCCCGAUGGCCUGUGGAGUGUGAAGUCAUCCAGGAGAUGAUCGAGCACAUUGAGUGGGUCCCCCCCGAACCAGAGCCCUUCUGCCCAGCCACGGACGCAGAGCAGGCCCCAGACACUCUCAGUGAGGAGCUGGGCACCGUCGUCUACCACUGCAGCCCAGCACUCCAAGGCUCCUGCUUCACCCGUGCUCGGGUYGGGGGGGCCCCGGGGCCUCUCUCCUCACCGGCAGCUCCCUUGGAGGGUCCCCAGGACACCACGCUGCUCUUCGAGUCCCGCUUUGAGAGCGGGAACCUCCAGAAGGCCAUCAAGGUGGGUACCUACGAGUACGUGCUGAUGCUGCGACCGGACCUGUACACGGCCAAGCACACCCAGUGGUUCUACUUUCGUGUCCAAAACACCCGUCGGGAGCCGCUCUAUCGUUUCACCAUCRUCAACAUGGCCAAGCCCAAGAGCCUCUAUGGCCAGGGCCUGCAGCCGCUGCUCUAUUCCCAGCGGGAUGCCCGGAGCCACGGCAUCGGCUGGCGCCGGGUCGGGACCGAYAUCCGCUACUCCCGUGGCGGUGCGGGGGAGCAGCCGGCGUUCCGGCUCAGCUGGACGGUGCGCUUCCCACACGACAGUGACACGUGCUUCUUCGCCGCCUGCUACCCCUACACCUAUUCCGACCUGCAGCGCUACCUGCGGGCGCUGGCGGCCGACCCGGUGCGCUCACGGUACUGCACAGUGCAGACGCUGUGCCGCAGCCUGGCCGGCAACGCUGUGUACCUGCUGACCGUCACCGGCCCUGGCGGCACAGCCGGCAAGAGGGUGGUGGUGGCGAGCGCCCGUGUGCACCCCAGCGAAAGCGGCGGCUCCUGGGCCAUGAGGGGAUUCCUUGAUUUCCUGCUGAGUGCCCAUGCCGACGCACAGCUCCUGCGGCGCCUCUUCGUCUUCAAGGUGGUGCCGAUGCUCAACCCCGACGGGGUGGUGGUGGGCAACUCCCGCUGCUCCCUGGCGGGACGGGAUCCCAACAGGGCCUAUGGGAUGGUGCUUCCCGGCCGCUUCCCUGGCGUGUGGCACCUGCGGGCCAUGGUCCAGAGGGUGCUGGCGGAGCGGGAGGUGCUGCUGUACUGUGACUUCCACGGGCACAGCCGCAAGAACAACGUCUUCAUGUACGGCUGCGAUGCCAGCGGGGAUGGCUCCGGGACACGGCUGCGCCAGCGCCUGUUCCCCUUGAUGCUGAGCAAAAACGCCCCCGACAAGUUCUCCUUCACCAGCUGCAAGUUCCAGGUGCAGAAGAGCAAAGAGAGGACGGGCCGGGUCUCCAUGUGGCGCCUGGGCGUCUCCCAGAGCUACACGCUGGAGGUGGCUUUCAGUGGCUCCACGCUGGGCGGGAGGAGCUUCCACUUCAGCGUGGAGGACCUCAAGUCGCUGGGCCGUCUCCUUUGUGACACUCUGCUCGAUUUCUGCGACCCCGCGCCUGCCAAGGUGGGGUCAGACUCAGCCCAGGGUGACCUAGUGCCACUGGACUGUGGUGACACUGGUGCUGUCCCACAGCUCCAGCAGUGCCUGGCAGAGGCGGAUGCGCUGCUGCGGCGGCAGAUGGGCCACAAGCCAGGCUCUGGAGGCAGCUGGAGUGAUGUGUCCCCCUCAGAGCUYGAAUCCAGCACCAGUGGCUCYGACAGCUCCUUAUCUGAYGGGAAUCCAGAUGACUUCCACAGCYCAGAUCUGCCMGUGAGUUCCCGUCCACGCAGGAGGAAGCGCCUGCRGAGACGGGGAGUGAGGAAUACCCUGCGCCGGACAGCCUGGAGCCACACCAGCAUCCCGGCCAGGACCCGCAGGUAUCCAGCUCUUCCUGGUGUCCAGAGUGGAGAGAAGCCCAGAGCAAGCUCCAGUGUCACCUUUCCCAGGACAYCUGGAGCAGGGAAUGGCCACUGUGCCACCAUGGGAAGGCAUCAGCUGGACAGUGGCACGAGUGCUGUGUCACACCGCCGGCCACCACUGAGCUCCSGCCACUGUGGUGGCACCAGUGACCRCUCCCGGGAUCCGGCUGUGGGAGUGAUUCUGGGGCCAUCGUGGCAGCAGAGUGGGCGCAGGCCUGGGGACCAGGCACGUCCCUUCAGUGUCCCCACAGUGGCUUCACGCUGCUAUGCCUGUGCUCGGCAGUAA
Malurus melanocephalus (red-backed fairy wren) is the source of this 2505-nucleotide messenger RNA. RefSeq names its product AGBL carboxypeptidase 2 (gene AGBL2). Bases 1 to 2505 code for a protein of 834 amino acids. Gene Ontology annotation, molecular function: zinc ion binding; metallocarboxypeptidase activity. The transcript has 12 exons. Gene Ontology annotation, biological process: proteolysis. NCBI's taxonomy places the organism in Eukaryota, Metazoa, Chordata, Aves, Passeriformes, Maluridae. The record is from RefSeq and is a predicted model, not a curated record.